Messenger RNA from Caenorhabditis remanei, 765 nucleotides. RefSeq lists its product as uncharacterized. The transcript has 4 exons. The coding region runs from base 1 to 765 and encodes 254 amino acids. Lineage: Eukaryota; Metazoa; Nematoda; Chromadorea; Rhabditida; Rhabditidae. The record is from RefSeq and is a predicted model, not a curated record. Gene Ontology annotation, biological process: endoplasmic reticulum to Golgi vesicle-mediated transport. Gene Ontology annotation, cellular component: Golgi membrane; endoplasmic reticulum-Golgi intermediate compartment; COPII-coated ER to Golgi transport vesicle.
AUGUCAAACGACUGGGGAAACGACUGGAAUACGGAUACUUGGAACACCGGAUACUCACAACCCCAACAACCGGCCGCACCGGCAGCCUCACCGACUCCAGUAGCUCAAGAUAAUUCUUAUGGUGGCGGAUAUUAUACCCAACAGAGCACCGGAUUUGAUAGCGGGUACGGACAAUCAGGUCCCCAGCAAAAUCAAUUUAAUAAUGGGGGAGGAUACGGGCAACAACAACAGCAACAAAAUUAUGGAUAUUCACAGAAUGGAGGAUUCGGAGGAUUCCAGGCACAACAACUGAUGUCGGAUCCGAUGUUGAAUGCUGCGAAACAGUUUGGAGGACAAUUCGCCGAGCAGCAGAAGGAGAAGCUCACGAAAUACCUCGGAACAUUCAAUCUGAAAUACUAUUUCGCCGUGGACAAUGCCUACGUCGGAAAGAAAUUGGGAAUCCUUUUCUUCCCAUUUUUCCAUAAAGAUUGGUCUCUGAAAUUCGCCGGAUCCUCUGAUCCCGCCCCAGCUCGUGAUGACGUCAACGCUCCGGAUCUCUACAUUCCAUUGAUGUCCUUUUUGACAUAUAUCCUCGUUUCUGGAUUCGUAUUGGGCACUCAAGGACGAUUUUCACCCGAAAUUCUGGGAAUUCUGACGUCGAAUGCGUUGAUUUGGGUGAUUUUGGAAAAUAUUGUGAUAUUCAUCUCGAAAUAUAUUCUGAAUAUAUCACAAGCGUUGUCGGUGUGGCAUUCAUUGGCUUAUAGCACAUAUAAGUUUGCCCAGUGA